AAAACGGUCACACUGCACAUCAGCAGCGUGUUGCGGCCAAAACGGAUCUGUAGGAAAACAACCAGAAAUUGGCCGAUUUAAGAGCAAUUAUAUAGUCGAAUUGCAUUUCAUUGCUGCGGGCGCGUACUAGAGUGAUGCGGAGAUGUGCGCCGACCUUGCCGGGAGCCACUGCCGCCGCUGUUCCACCCACCGACCCCCAAAAGUCGCGUCAACACGUCACCGUUCGAGCCAAUUAAAGACUUGCAUUCCCGUGCCGCGAGCCCCCGAUCGGCCCUAGAUAAGGAUUACGUGUAUAUGCGCGUACGAUGGGCAUGCAGGACGACCUGGAUGGCAUCUUCAGGCAGCGUCGCCGGAACCUGAGCCUCCUGCAGCUAAUAGCGCUCACCAUGGCGGGCUUGGCGGCCCUAGAUCCCGUCCAGGUGAGAGCGGGGAACUUAAACGCUGAUUCGGAUAUCCAAACGGCGGGAUUACCCAAUCGCCCUGCAAUCGCGCACUGCGUGGAUCAGGAAGAACGCCGGAUCGGACGGAGACUCCUUUACAUAACCACACUGGACGGACGACUGAGCGCCCUGGACAUCGCCAAGUCCGGAAAACUACGCUGGAGCGUACCUACCGGUCCCGGGCCGCUGAUCUCGUCCAGCAUCCACCGCCUCGAGCUGACCAACAAUGGCCAGUUCGUGCGUAUGAUUCCCUCACUGAGCGGCGGCAUUUACAAGUUCGACGGCGACUCCAUCGAUCCCAUUCCGAUCACGGCGGAGCACCUGCUCAGCUCGAGUGCCAAGUUCAGCGACGAUCUGGUGAUAUCCGGGGGCAAAGAGACUCGGUCCUACGGCGUUUCCGUUCGCACAGGCCAACUACUAUAUGAGUGCUCUCUAAAUGGCUGUGUGAACUCCACGGAGGAUGGACUGGCCAUUGAUGACACAAUCAGGGAACCCGAUGAAGAGGAUCAGCAGGAGGAUAGCGACCAGCUCAGGGACAAGGACGGCUACGUUGUGGGCCAUGAUACGCUCCUUGAUGACGUGAUCGUGGUGCGUCGCCAGACGCAAACGGUCCGGGCUGUGGAAUCCCGCACCGGGAUGGAGCGUUGGAACUUUAGCGUGGGUCAGCAUGAGCUGGACCUGGUUCGACCUUCCGAGUGCCAGCUGCAGGCGCGCGAUGAGCUGGAGCUGGCCGUCCUGGACGUGGACAUUAAGGUGGUGGUGCCCGAGGGCAUUAUAUGCGCCUUUAGCAAGAGUGAUCCACAGACCAUGCUAUGGAAGUACAAGUUCGAUCACCCAAUUGUGAGUGCCUGGAACACCGAUGCCGCAGACGAACUGAAGCCUAUUGAUUUGUUUAGCUCCGCCCAGUGGCUGUGGGACCAGGACCAAAACCAGGAGGACAGGGAGCUGCCCAUUAACCCGCAGAGCGCACCGUCAAUCUACUUGGGCAUGUACGAUAAACAGUUGUAUAUCCAAGAGUCCAUCCGUCUACGUCAGGAGAUUAUGGACCAGACGAAGGUCUAUCAGCAGCUCACGGGGGACACCAGCCUGAUGCCCAGGAUCCCCUGGAAGCCAAUAGCGGCCAGCAGCAACUCAUUGGUCAUCUUUCGAAAAGAUGAAGAUCAGCCCGAGCUGAUUGGUGAGGGAACGGGUGCCCAAGCAGGAGAACUGGUGCCUUAUGAUGACCAGAAUUUCGCCGUGGCAGCGCAGUCCGUAUUGAAUGCCUCGGAGUUUGUGAAUGGCAACGGUUUUUACUUGUACACCACCGGAGAUCUGGAUGGUCCAUCGGAGUGCGGCACACAAAGUUCUCCUGGUGGCGUCGCCGCGAUCGAAGCACCUGCGCCACCCAGCAACGCCACAUCCGAGGGAACGGUCAGCUCUAGCAACAAUAGCAUCAACAGCGACCUGGGCUUUAGUUUGGACGACAUCGAUGCUCCCGUGAAGGUGGUCAUACUCUCGCUGUGGUUCUGGUGGAAGGAAAUCGUGGUCAUCGCAUUCACCUCGGCAGUAAUCCUUAACAUCUUCAUGGGACAGCGAAACCAACGAGUGGAGCGAGAGUAUCUGGUCAUUGAACGCCAUGUGCCAGUACAAACGGCCAUCGAGGCCACCGAAGCAUCCACACAGGCUCUCCUGGGUCCCGUGGUGCCUAUGCAGCGUCCCGGAAAUCGUUUUAGCUUCCCAUCCGGCGGCGUAAACCAGCGCACCAUUUCGGAGUCUACAACGCACUCAGGCGAGCAUUACACAUCGCGCUUCCAGUCGGACUUCGAGCUGAUGCAGUGCCUCGGUCGUGGUGGCUUCGGUGUGGUGUUUGAGGCCAAGAACAAGCUAGAUGAGAACCGGUACGCCAUUAAGCGCAUUACGUUGCCCAAUAAGGAGUCUUCCAGGCAGCGAGUCCUGCGCGAGGCUCGCACAUUGGCCAGUUGCGAGCAUCACAACAUCGUACGCUACUUCCACUCCUGGACCGAAACUCCGCCAACUGGUUGGCAGGAAGAAGAGGAUCGCAAGCUGCUCGCCCACGAGCUGUCCACCUCUAUUCAGAUAGAGACGCCGGACGAAAGUACUAUGCCCUCGUUGGCGGAGCAGUUGCAGGAGAAACGCCAACAGCAGCUCAUGUCCUGGGUCUCGGAUGCGGCUAAUAGCACGGCCUGCAGCCAUGAUUUUCACGGACACGGCGACUCAUCACUUCGGAACAUCAGGGAGGAGUAUGACGACGAUGAGGACGAUUCGCUCAUUGAGUUCCGCAGCGAAUCACAGUCGGCAGCUUUGAGGGCAGGAGAGGACGAUGAUGAUGAUGAUGAUGACGAUGACGAGGACGAUGAUGAGAACGUAGAGGUGCAGGAAGACAAGAGGCACCAUCGCAGCUCUGUGUCCAUCGACAUCCAUUCGGCGUCGUUCGACCUAAAGAACAUUAACUACUCACAGCACCAGUUGGUGUCCAACUCCUUUCAAAUCGAAUCUGUACGCCCUAAAAGCGAUGGCAGUGAAGGUACGGAUGAUGAUAAUAAAGUUCGAAGGAAGCCCCUCACCCUGGCGCUGGCCCAGAACCACAACAACAACAACAACGGCAGCCAUCCGACGCCACCGAGUGCUACGAUGCAAAACGGAACGGUGGCCAGGCCCAGCAAAGUGUACCUCUACAUCCAGAUGCAACUGUGCCGCAAAGAGAGUCUGCGCGACUGGCUAAGGGACAAUCGUUCGGAGGCCAGAUCUGCCCACAUUGCUGACAUCUUCCAUCAGAUUGUGGACGCCGUGGACUAUGUGCAUCUGAAGGGCCUGAUUCAUCGGGACCUCAAGCCGAGCAACAUAUUCUUUUCGCAGGACGGGCAGAUCAAGAUUGGUGACUUCGGACUGGUUACCGACAUGGCGGAUAUUCCCAACCUGGUGGCCAAGUGCGGGGACCAAAGCGGCCUGCCCUCCUGUGCACGGCACACCCAGCAGGUGGGAACCCACUUGUAUAUGUCGCCGGAGCAACUUCUUGGCCAUCACUACGACUACAAGGUGGACAUUUACUCGCUGGGCCUGAUCUUCUUCGAACUGCACGUGUACUUCAGCACCGAAAUGGAGCGCAUCAAGACGCUGCGUAACCUUCGGGACGGCCAGUACCCGAAGAAUUUCGGCAUCGAUCAUCCGCGGCAGUACGAGUUGCUUAAGCAGAUGCUUUCCGCUCAGCCAGAGCAGCGUCCGCAGACGAAGCAGCUAAAAAGCCAGCUGCAUGACAUCCUGCAACUACCACCCCAUCUGUCGGACGGACGCAGCGAGCAGGCGGUGCUGGCAGAGCGGGCCAGACGCCUGAGUCGCAGCCGCACCUUCAGCAGCUCCAGCGAGCCGCAUCAGUGAUAGACCAGGCCACACAUGCCACUUGCUUGGACACCCGUUUGAUGGGCGCCAAGUUCAGUCAUCAGUUAGCAUUUCGCUUGUAAGUCAUCUCUACCGCUCUACCGGUUGUCCCUCACCUGGCUAUGCCGCAUUCGCUGACCUCGGCCCGGAUACGGCGAAGAUUCAUUUAAUGCGUAACUCUAGAUUCGAUAUGUUUGUAUUACGUUCACCUUUUAAACUCUUGCGUGUCGCAAAUUACCAACAACAAAAUGUCCUUUUUUUUAAGACUUAAUGUUAGGACUUUACACAUACAUAUAUAUAAAGAUGUACUCCAAAAACAGUCGUUAGACUAAGUUGAUGACCUACGAUACUAAAUUGUUUGUCUUAGUUUGUUUCUACCUAUGCAGCCCAAUCGAUAGGAAAGUUUGUUUUUAGUCGUAGGCGAUAAGAACUAAAAUAAAAAUUUCAAAAACAGAAA
Messenger RNA from Drosophila elegans, 4272 nucleotides. It is a transcript of the gene PEK, whose product is annotated as eukaryotic translation initiation factor 2-alpha kinase. The record is from RefSeq and is a predicted model, not a curated record. The transcript is spliced from 4 exons. NCBI's taxonomy places the organism in Eukaryota, Metazoa, Arthropoda, Insecta, Diptera, Drosophilidae. Gene Ontology annotation, biological process: protein phosphorylation. Bases 306 to 3815 code for a protein of 1169 amino acids. Gene Ontology annotation, molecular function: protein kinase activity; ATP binding; protein binding.